Octodon degus (degu) is the source of this 1260-nucleotide messenger RNA. It is a transcript of the gene Foxb2, whose product is annotated as forkhead box B2. Gene Ontology annotation, biological process: cell differentiation; anatomical structure morphogenesis; regulation of transcription by RNA polymerase II. The transcript has a single exon. Lineage: Eukaryota; Metazoa; Chordata; Mammalia; Rodentia; Octodontidae. Gene Ontology annotation, molecular function: RNA polymerase II cis-regulatory region sequence-specific DNA binding; DNA-binding transcription factor activity, RNA polymerase II-specific. The coding region runs from base 1 to 1260 and encodes 419 amino acids. The record is from RefSeq and is a predicted model, not a curated record.
AUGCCACGGCCGGGGAAGAGCUCGUACAGCGACCAGAAGCCGCCCUACUCGUACAUCUCUCUGACGGCCAUGGCCAUCCAGCACUCGGCCGAGAAGAUGCUGCCUCUGAGCGACAUCUACAAGUUCAUCAUGGAGCGCUUCCCCUACUACCGCGAGCACACGCAGCGCUGGCAGAACAGCCUGCGGCACAACCUCUCCUUCAACGACUGCUUCAUCAAGAUCCCGCGGCGGCCCGACCAGCCCGGGAAGGGGAGCUUCUGGGCGCUGCACCCCGACUGCGGUGACAUGUUCGAGAAUGGCAGCUUCCUGCGGCGCCGCAAGCGCUUCAAGGUGCUGCGCGCCGACCACGCUCACUUGCACGCGGGGAGCGGCAAGGGUGCGCCAGGAGCCGGGCCUGGAGGGCACCUACACGCGCACCACGCGCACCCUCCCCACCACCACCAUCACCACCACCACCACCACGCCGCCCAUCACCACCCGCCCCCGCCUCCGCCGCACAUGGUGCAUUAUUUCCACCAGCAGCCGCCCCCUGCGCCGCCGCCGCACCUCGCUUCACAGGCCCCGCCGCCGCCCCAGCAGGGGCAGUCGCAGGCGCCGCCACCGUCGCACCCCGGCAAGAUGCAGGAGGCCGCGGCUGUGGCGGCGGCGGCAGCGGCUGCAGCGGCGGCAGCCGUGGGUAGCGUGGGGCGCCUGUCUCAGUUCCCCCCCUACGGACUAGGCUCGGCCGCCGCUGCUGCCGCCUCCACGUCUGGCUUCAAGCACCCCUUUGCCAUCGAGAACAUCAUCGGCCGGGACUACAAGGGCGUGCUGCAGGCAGGCGGGCUACCCCUGGCGUCUGUCAUGCACCACCUAGGCUACCCGGUGCCCGGCCAGCUCAGCAACGUCGUGGGCUCCGUGUGGCCGCACGUGGGCGUCAUGGACUCGGUGGCGGCUGCCGCCGCUGCCGCUGCUGCGGCCGGAGUCCCUGUAGGCCCUGAGUAUGGAGCAUUCGGGGUGCCGGUGAAGGCCUUGUGCCACUCUGCAAGCCAGGGCCUGCCAGCCGUGCCGGUGCCCAUCAAGCCCACCCCUGCGCUCCCGCCCGUGACCGCACUCCCACCGCCCGCGCUCCCUGUCCCCGCGGCGUCCCAGCAGCCGCCGGCGCCGUCCACUGUGUGCUCCGCGGCCGCGGCCUCGCCUGCAGCCCCUCUGCUGGAGCCCACGGCCCCGAGCGCGGCCGAGAGCAAGGGAGGGUCCCUGCAUUCGGUGCUGGUGCACUCCUAG